CACGCCCCUUCAUUGACUAAAAAGUGUUUACUUAAUUUUUCAUCAUUAUGUGAUUUAUGUAUGAGCAGGUUUAAUAAAUUCGAACGUAAUAAAUUUCGCAAAUGCUUCAUAAUCUAUUAUUCAGCUCUCAGUUUAGCAACAAUGGAGAAGGUAAUCAAGAGAACUCUAUAUUGUGCUCAAAUUAAAUAUCCAUAAUAUAAAUUAGAGAAUUACAAUCUAUAUCGAAAUGGCUGUCGGAGGAGGAGGUAACAUGGACAAUUCUGUGAUAUUAAUUGCUGCAAGUGCCUUUGGGGUUUCAACUAUCAUUAUUGCUUUCAUAGGUUGUAUGUGGUGCCGCAAUAAAUGGAAAAAGCUAACUCAACGCCAUUACAGACUUAAUUCAGUUCAUGAAACAUCUGUGCCACCUUCACAAAAUGUUACAGAAUUUACCAUUUUCCCACCUCCAUCGAGCAGUCAGUUCAGCCUACCACCUGGUAUUAGUGGAGAUGAAGUAGUAUUUGAACCUCUGCCAGAAAUAAGGAGUCGUGUUUUAGAAUCUACUUCUGAAAAUAUUCGUCCUGCUCGUUUUAUGGGAUCUUUCGGUAAAGUCUCUCUUCAAGACUGGUUUGAUGAACAUCAGAUAAAUUUCCCAAGGACCCAGUUGAAGUAUCUCCGUGAAGUUGGCACUGCAUGGUAUGGCCAAGCUGUAGAAGGUGAAGCUUAUAGUAUUCUACAAUCUGAAGAAAAGACAAAAGUGGUGGUGAAAAUACUAAGAGUAGAUGCAACAGCUACUGAACACAUGCAGUAUUUACAAGAAACUCGACCAUUUAGAGAUUUAUGUCAUCCAAAUCUGCUGCGUUUAUUGGGGAGAUGUUUGGAAGUCCAUCCUUUUCUUUUAAUUAUGGAGCACUGUGAUAUGGAUUUAAAAACAUACCUUAUAGAAAAGCGAAAAUCGCCUGAAAUACUGUUGAAAAAUGGUCUGUUACUACGCAUGGCAUGUAACAUUGCCUCAGCUCUUCAGCACUUGCAUGAACAUGGUUUUCUUCAUACUGAUAUAGCUGCUCACAGUUGUUUGGUUGUACAAGACAGUAUUGUUAAACUUGGUGAUUAUGGUACUGCUGUUCAUUUGCAUAGAGGUGACUUCUAUUGCCUUGGAGAUGUUGCAUUUCCUAUUAGAUGGUGUGCUCCAGAAUCUUUGCUGUGCACUGAGAGUAUUAUUGAAGCAAAAGAUAUCACACGAGACUCUAACAUAUGGUCAUUUGGAGUUCUACUUUGGGAGCUUUUAGAAUUUGGAAAGUUGCCUUAUUUUGGUAUCAACGAUAGUGUUGUCAUUCAAAAAGUUUUAAUUGAAUGUGCUUUAAAACUUGAGCAACCCAAAACACCUUGUGUUCAUAAAGAUAUGAUCUACAAAAUUAUGCAACUUUGUUGGCUGCCACCAGCACUGCGGCCCACAAUUCAGAAAGUAGGAAACCUUUUGAGCUAUUUGUAUGACAACAAGGAUAUCCUUUCAGAAUCCACUGCAUUUGAGUCUCGCUGGAAUUCUAUGCAGCCAGUUCCUAGAGAACACAACCUGCCAAAUGUGCCUCCAAAUGUGUCUUUGAGGUUUGAGAAUGAUUUUAUUCAAAGAAAGGAGUUAGAUUCAUCAUCAAGAGACUGUGAUAGCAUUAUGUCCUCAGAUUUUGAUUUGAAUCCAUAUGGAAAUAAAUCUCCCUCAAGUGGUUCAUUUUCAAUUGGUUAUGAAGGUGAGCUUGCUAAUGAUAUGUCUCCUAGUCUUUUGAAUUUACGUGGUAGUGUGGAAGAUUUAAUAGCUUCAACUCCAGAGAAUAAUACUACAAAUGAACCUAGCAGUAGUGCUGGUACCUCUGAACUGCAUAGUUUAGAAACACUUCCUGCAGAAAAUGAAGUAAUUGAAACAGACGCCAUUGAUUUAUGUAUUAAUGAAGCUAUUAAAGACUUAGAUUCCAUACUUGCUGAUGAGACAGCAUCCUCAAAUGCAUCUACAUGCAAUACUCCUGAGAAGAAUAGGUAUGUAGACUCUGCCUCUGUAGAUAUGAAUUGUGAAUAUCCUACAAUCAAUGGUGGCCACUGUGAAAAAGUUGAAGAAAAUUGUAAUAUAAAUCACCAUACUGUUGUAUUGGACAAUGAUAAUAUUAAAAUAGCACAAGACUUGUCCAGUAAGCAAGUUAAAAGCACUGCAGCCCCUUUUAAUGCUCCUGUUCAUGUAACUCUAUUUGAAGAGUAAUCAAAUGCAAAUUAUUGUCUUGAAAAGCUUAGUUUACCUCAUGUCAUCCUGCCAUUCCAAUUCUCUAUGUAAUGAAAACUUGCCAAAGUGUCUUAAAAAGACUUCAUAAUGUGUACUUAAUGUUUUUACAUGCCACUUUUUAGCAACUGUUUGUAGCUUUUUUUUUUUUUUUUUAAUUACUAUUAAAUUUUGAUUUUGGACUGCAGGUUAAUGGGUGGGGGAGAGAAUUAAAAAUACCCUUCUGUUCAACAAGUUUGCUGAAAAGUCAUGCCACUUGCAUGAAAUGUAACAAUAAUUGGAUUUUAUUGUGGGAAGGAAUUAGUGUGCUCUGAAGCGUCUUGUGAUCAUUCAGCACAAUGUUGCAUUUUGAGCAAACAAGCUGGGCUUUCUGUGAUCAGAAACAGAUCCCAAUCAUUUUGCAACCACUUUAUUUGCCAGAUGAAUUUCUUUCUCACUUAACUGUUUUCUCUAAUUGAGAUAGUUGGGGUUAAUUUUUGUAAAUGGGGGAAGGUGUUGAGUACCUAAAAUGAUGUAACAAUCUGUCUAUGACAAGUAUCAAAAGAAAUGUUCGACUAGUAUUUCUAGAAAUAUCAGGAGCUCUAGAAUAAGUAUGUAUGUUCUAGUAGAUAUUAUUUCAAAAGUUAUUAGGUUUCAAACAGAAAGGCUCUACAAGUAUUUUCUACUAGCUUUUUGAAUGCAGGAGCAUAUUUUCUAAUCUAUAUUUCAUUUUUUAUUAAAGAAAAUGAAUUUAUUAAUAAUAGAGCUAUAAAUAUUUCACUGCAAUUAAAUAAAUUAGUUUUUGAUAAAUUAAGGAGAGCAAUAGGACAUUUAUAGAUUAAAAUGAAAAUUUAAAAAAAUACACUGAAAAUAAUCAUUAUAAAAUGUCAUUAUUCUGAAAAUAUUUUAGGUAUCAAAUUUUGUAUUUAUAUCAUGGAUGUUACUUGUUGUGUAAGAAAAUGCAGUUGAAUUCUUUAAUUCUUGUGUACAAUCAAAAGUAUUUCCAUCUUAUUCUAAAAUCACAUUUUCCCAUUUCUUUUUUUAAAUUUCGUAUAUGAUUAUAUUGUGAAUUGCAUGCUAGGAUAUUAAUUUGUUAUCCAGGAUUGUUCUAUUAAAAAUAUUAAUGAAAUAGAUGGUAAAAAGUAAUGUUAUAUAUAUAACAGAAAAUUUCUGGAGUUGCACAAGUAGGAAUUGUGAAGCCUUAAGGCACAUCCUAAUUGCUAUUCAAAGAAAAGUAAUGUAAAAGGGUGAAAAAUAGUAAAUAUACUCUGUGUCUUAAGGUGGGGGCGCCCAAAGGGAAGUUCAAGUUUGGUGGCCUACCAUUUCAUAUGGCUGAGUUGAAUAUUAAGUUAUUGUCACAAUUUCUAUCUGUUCUGUAAUAUUGCUUAGUUGUCAAUUUUAAAAAUAAUUCUGCAUAGGUUUCAGAAUAAAUUGUUUGCAUGGAGGAUACAGGUAGUUAAUAGUUAAAACCAAGGUUACCAUUUGCAACAUAAACAGCUCUGUAUGUUAUUCAGUGUUUUAUCUGUAGCUAUGAAUGCUUGUGAUCCAUUAAGCUUAAAUUUCUCUGAAGUAUGCUGCUGUUAGCUGGUACUCUUAAAUCGUAAAUUAAUUCACAUAAGGAAUUAGUUUUUGAGUAGGUCUUAUUCAAAUUGUUAGUCUGCAAUGUUUUAUUUUACACUGUAGCAAUGGUACAAGUAAAAAGGUAAAAUUUACUGUUACAAUCCAAAUUCAUAUAUUUUUAUAUAAAAUAUAUACAUCUUAUAUAAUGGCAUUUAUUUUUACUAUUGCAUAGUUUAGAAGCAUGCCUUUAGCUUUAGCAUGCUUUUAAGAGGUAUUUUUAUAUUUACUGUAUAUGAAAAAAUUGACACAUUUUGCUGGCAACUGCAUGAGAAGAAUGAGUAGACUAGUUUUAAGAAAGGUAAUACUUCCUGUACAUACUUGUUAAACUUCUCUUUUAUCAUUGUUUAUCCUUUUCCAUUCUUUUGUAAAGAAGCCAAGAAUCGGAUCUCAAAUAAAAAUAUUUGGAAAAUGUGAAAUUUGAUUUUAUCAAAUGAUAUAAAUUUUACUUAUAUUUUGUGCUGUGCACAAAAUUCAUGUAAUGUAGUUUAAAUGUUGGGUAUUUCUUGUUUUAUUGUAUUCUAACCUUUUGAAUAAUGAUUUUUCUACCUCUUAUUAUUUGUAUUUUUGAAAAGUCAUCUUAGAAUUAUGUAAUUAUUGAAAACCAAACAUUUAUAUUGAUAUAGUUUUUAAAUUUUUAGAUGAAUUUUUGUCUAAUCUUUGGAACAUGGUAACAGGUAUUUUGGUGACAUUUUGGUAAGGCAAUAAAGGUUACUAGCUAGGACUUUAGCAGUGUAGAUGGAUAAAGUCAAGAGUGUGCACAAUGCCAUUUUUGUGCAAUUUGGGAUUUUUUUAAGUGAA
Messenger RNA from Stegodyphus dumicola, 4636 nucleotides. Its product is annotated as serine/threonine-protein kinase LMTK1-like. The record is from RefSeq and is a predicted model, not a curated record. NCBI's taxonomy places the organism in Eukaryota, Metazoa, Arthropoda, Arachnida, Araneae, Eresidae. Gene Ontology annotation, molecular function: protein kinase activity; ATP binding. Gene Ontology annotation, biological process: protein phosphorylation.